This is a messenger RNA of Ilex paraguariensis (yerba mate), 1333 nucleotides long. Lineage: Eukaryota; Viridiplantae; Streptophyta; Magnoliopsida; Aquifoliales; Aquifoliaceae. The record is from the annotation of a GenBank genome assembly.
CUUCGACUGUUGACGUGACACUGAUUGGCAGGAUCUGCUGAAACAGAAUACUUGUUCGUCUUCCACAGUUGUCUCUCUCUCUCCACCAUAAGAAAGUUCUCUUUCUUUAUUGAUUGAUUGAGUUUUGGUCUAGAAACGAAUCGUUUCUUAAUGGCUUCCCAAAUUGCGAGACGCGUGCUUCGAAGCUACGCGAAGGAUAUCUUCUCUAACCCCAAGAAUUCAGGAGCUAGGGUUUUCGAUCGAAACUUCACUACAGCCGCGUCUGAAUCCAAUCUGAUCCGAGCCACACUCUUCCCUGGCGAUGGUAUAGGUCCCGAAAUCGCCAAUUCCGUCAAACAGAUAUUUAGCUCUGCUGAUGUGCCCAUUGAAUGGGAAGAACACUAUGUUGGGCAGGAGAUAGAUCCUCGAACCCAGAGUUUUCUCACAUGGGAAAGUCUAGAAUCUGUUCGAAAAAACAAGGUUGGCUUAAAAGGACCAAUGGCCACCCCAAUUGGAAAAGGUCAUCGUUCGUUAAACCUUACUUUGAGGAAAGAGCUAAAUCUCUAUGCCAAUGUUAGACCUUGCUACAGUCUCCCUGGAUACAAGACUAGGUAUGAUGAUGUUAACCUCAUCACCAUCCGCGAAAACACAGAAGGAGAGUACAGUGGUCUUGAACAUCAAGUGGUGAGGGGUGUUGUCGAAAGCCUCAAGAUCAUUACUCGUCAGGCAAGUUUGAGGGUGGCUGAGUAUGCUUUUCACUAUGCUAAGACACAUGGAAGAGAUAGAGUGUCAGCAAUACACAAAGCUAACAUCAUGCAGAAAACCGAUGGUCUUUUUCUUAAGUGUUGUCGUGAGGUGGCAGAGAAGUUCCCUGAGAUUAAAUAUGAGGAAGUUGUCAUUGACAAUUGUUGUAUGAUGCUUGUGAAGAAUCCAGCGCUCUUUGAUGUAUUGGUGAUGCCUAACCUUUAUGGUGACAUUAUCAGUGACCUUUGUGCUGGGUUAAUUGGGGGAUUGGGGUUAACACCAAGCUGCAAUAUUGGUGAGGGAGGUAUUGCUCUUGCUGAAGCUGUACAUGGCUCAGCACCUGAUAUUGCUGGAAAGAUCCAAUGACCUAGUGGUAGAGGCACUAGUCAGCAAUAUGGAAGCAAGUUUCUAGCCAAAAAGUGAUCUGUUUGGGAAUUAUAUAAGAUACUGUGUUUCGCUGAGGGACUUCUUGUCUUUAGUUCAUCUAAAUUUGAUUGUUUAGCAAAGCUUUUUUUAAUCGGACAUCUGUGUGCUUAUUAUCUAUCUUUGGUGUGGUUGAAUUUAUGUAGAAUAUGGCAAACCCCACUGCUUUGCUUUUGAGUGCUGUCAC